Carassius auratus (goldfish) is the source of this 3695-nucleotide messenger RNA. RefSeq lists its product as uncharacterized. Bases 1012 to 3126 code for a protein of 704 amino acids. The transcript has 2 exons. Lineage: Eukaryota; Metazoa; Chordata; Actinopteri; Cypriniformes; Cyprinidae. The record is from RefSeq and is a predicted model, not a curated record.
AAAACAGACCGAUAUUAGCAUAGGCGACGGAAUGACCAAGAAAGGAAUAUUAUUGAUAUAAUAUAAUCUUAUUGAUAUUCCCAAGUUAAACCUUCACCAUUGUGGGAUUUAGAAUUUGUCCGAAACAUUCCAAUUUUUAAAUGUUUGCUUUUAUGAACUUCUUAAACAUUCACUUAUGUGACGGGAUGCUCCAGCAAGGUUAUGAAUGAACCUAAUUAAUAUUCAUAAGGUCACACUAUAGUAGGAUUCAUCAUUUUGCCAGAAGACCUUAAUUUGGACACUAAAAAGCUGAUGUAUAACACAGACAGAGAUAUUAUGUUACGUGAUUGGAUGUUCCAGGAAGGUUAGUGAAGACCAAAAAUUUCUUAUUUUAAUAUUAUUUAUAUUUAUUGUGAAGUUUUAGUGCAUGAGUUGAAGUUUACUGCAUGAGUUAAAGUCUGCAUGAACAUGUAGGAUCAUAUGACCAGACACAGGGAGAGGAGCUAAUUUUGACCAUACCAGAAAUGUGUAUGUAACAUGUUCCACUGAUGUAUAGGGUGGCUUCUUCUUUCCACCAAUGUAUGUAUGUAUAAAUAUACCAACUGAUGUUAGCAUGAAGUAUACAUUCUAUUUUAAACAAACCAACAUGUUUCUGUACCUUGUAAGGAACUUGGUCAGUGGUAUAUAAGCUAUGGUCACUGUUAAAGCUUUAGAGAAACUGAGAAACUGAGAAACUGAGAAACUGAGAAACUGAGAAACUGAGAAACGGAGAAACAGAGAAAGAACAUACAGCUGGCAAAGACAACAAGUUUCUCUCCUAUGUCAGACAACAAGUUUCUCUCCUAUGCCUGAUACAUAUGUCAAUAAAGAUUUUUGACAAGGCAACUGGUAUUCGGCCCUGUGAUUGAAUUAUAAGGGGACAAGACUGAUUUUGGAUCAACAUUUGGCGUCAACGAACAGGAUAUCCAUUUCAGACAUUUGUCUCAAUUAUCACGAUUCAUCAGGAAUCAGUUCCAUUGACAUUGAUUAGAGAUGGUUGCAAGUUAUUCUCGAUACACAACAUCAAUGGUAUGCUUGUUUUCAAUUUUAUUUGGUGUUUACCAAGGAAGUCAAGCUUUAUGGACUCCUCGGGUUCAAGGAAUAACUCGGAAUGCAACUCUGAAAUCUGGUCAACAUUUUACUCUACCCUUUAUUUCCAAAUGGGGAUUAUGGGAUUGGGUGCCAAGUAAUGAUAAAGAUCUUGCUAAAUAUCGUGAGGGCAUCUAUGGUGGAUGUAACUAUCACCAUGAAUGUUACAAAAGUAGAGUAAUUUGGCCAGUUCAAAAUGGGGAAUAUUCUAAUAGUGGUCAAAGACAAGAAAUUUGUUCAAAAGAACAAUGUGAAAUUGUGGGGUUAGACCUCAUAACUUCUUCUAAUGUGGAAAUGAAUUUCAUAUUGAAUCGUACUCACAUGCUUACAAUAUGGGAUUCGUUGGAUCGAGGGUGUGUUUAUCCCAUAGUGUUGCCAUGUGAGGGGUUCUUAAGAGAUACUGCCUCCAGAACGACAAGAUUCAAGGGAAAUUAUUUAAGAGUAUGGCAUUCAGAAGAUGAGAACAAUUAUUGUGAAACUGAACUAGAAAAUGGGGAAAUUGGACGGUGUUUUUAUCUCUCUGCAGAAAAGACAAACAAAGCUAAAACAUGCCCUAAUACAACUAAUGUGCCAGUUCAUGGUAUCUUGUUAGCAAAAGAAACCAAAACCUUGAUAAAUGAAGCCCACAUGGUGCGACAACGUAUCAAUUAUAAUUUGAUGUCUUUGCGUACUGUUUUUGAUCAGUCCUAUUGUGGAAAUUUUACAAAAAUAAGGAGUUGGUUGGAAAAAGAAGUUAAAUAUUAUACCUCCAAAGAUCCUCUUAGUAGUCAAAAUCGUAAACCUCGAAGUAUAUGGGGAGAUAUUACGGGGGUAUUUGGUUCUGUCAAUUCAAUUAGUAAUACUGCUCAAAUGAGUCAAUUAAGUAAAUAUACUCAGUGGGUGGGAAAAAUGACAGGGAAAGGACUUACUGAAGCUCUUCAGGGUUCUAUACAUAUUAUAGCAGCGGGUCAACAUCUUAAUAAUGCUGCAAAGGAAUUGGCAGACGCAUUAGCAAAAUCAUCUAAUUUUGAGACACACCGUGCAGCGUGUUUAUUUUUAGCUCAAAAUUUAAAGGAUCAAAUGGUGGAAGAUGUUCAAGUUAUUCGGAUGGGUCAAGUUCCUGAACGAAUAGCUGAAUCUUUGUUAUUGGUUUUUGGUAAUCAACUUAAUUUAACUUCUGCCAAACAUAUUCCAUUAGUUAAAAUUGCAAUAGAUGAGAAAUCUUUAACAGGUUCUGGAGUACUACCUUUAAUUAUGGUAUGGCCUCAAUAUGGAAAGCGCAACAUAAUGACAGUUAGAAAAUUCCAGUCAAUGGGAAUUAGACAAGGAAAUUCAGUAAUUAGAUUAGGGAAAAAUGGAUAUUGGGCUGAGGGGAAACCACCGAUGAUUUCUACCAUAGACUGUUGUGUUGAGGAACAUGAGUGGGUAAUUUGUUCAUGUUCUACAAUGUUUAGUCUAUCUCUUAAUGGAUCUGCAGUUUGGGAGGUAGUUCCUUUAGAUCAAGCCACAGGUGCAUGGCAGGUGUCAGAAGCACAGUGGUGUAUAUUACAUGAUGGAAUAAGUAAAAAUAUGAUAUAUGGGGGGAAGUUGUGUCCAAUUCCUCCUGAUCCAUUUUGCAUUGAAAUUCUCUAUCCUCUUCAUUUAGGUGGAAUACAUGUUCCACACGUGCAAUUGCUGCAGGUAGAACCACAGUGGUGGAAUAAUGAUUUAGUGGAGGAAAGGAAUUAUGAACUCUUUGAAAUGGUUAAGAUAGUCAAAAAGAGUGUUAAAGCAGCUCAAGAGGAAGGAAUUCAAGCAAUGGGACAUAUUGUCGUAGCAAAGGGAGUAGCUAAAUUAUUGUCUGAAAGGAAAUUAACACAAACUCCAGGGAAUUUAUCAUGGUCAGACUGGAUAGUUCUUACUAUGGUAGGAGUUCUUGUGUUUAUGUUAAUAAUACACAUCAUCAUAUGUGUUACUAGAAGGAGAGGUAUUAAACCUACCAAACUAGUUAUUUCUAACCAUAUGGAUAAAGCAGAGAAUGGGAAAUAUAGAGUAAGAUAAGAUAUUUCAUACAUUGCACACUUAUGAACACAACCUCACAAACAAUCAACACCUGCUUACUGAUUUUCAACCCCAAGGGAUAGGAUUCUUUAACAUCAACAUUUAUGUUAGUUUGUUAUUUUGGCCAGGAACUGGAGGAGUUCAGGUACCGGACGAGUCCAGGCACUGGUGAAGAUUUAUUAAUUUUUCCUUUCCUUUAGAUAACUGGGGUUCAUUUUAAAUACAUACACAUAGACGUAAUUACACACAUAGUAUGCGGGAACAUAUCAUGGGUUGGGGUUAUUUUGUUUGUUUUGUUCUAUUCCUGAUUCCUUAUGUUUCUAUUCUUCUGUCCUUUGUGUGUGUUUUGUUCUUUGGUUUGCUUUUUCUCUCCUUACUAUCACUCCAUUAGGUGGCAAUGAUGGUGUGAAACUGACGGCCGUAGUUUCAGAAUGGGGGAGAUGAAGACCAAAAAUUUCUUAUUUUAAUAUUAUUUAUAUUUAUUGUGAAGUUUUAGUGCAUGAGUUGAAGUUUACUGCAUGAGUUAAAGUCUGCAUGAACAUGUAGGAUCAUAUGACCAGACACAGGGA